Molecule: messenger RNA, 327 nt
Organism: Mollisia scopiformis
Lineage: Eukaryota; Fungi; Ascomycota; Leotiomycetes; Helotiales; Mollisiaceae
Exons: 1
Coding region: 1-327 (108 amino acids)
Source: RefSeq, a predicted model, not a curated record
AUGGUUACCAAGUAUCUCUACUCAACUGGGACAUCAGACAUUGGAGAGGCCAAGAAUUUUCCUUGGGAAUACCGAGUCCCAGAUACCGAGUUCUUUGACCCCUCAGGCUUCAAAGUCGGCAGUACGUUCUUAGCAUGUUUCUCGGAAGAGGAAGCACAAGAUAUGGGUCUCGAAUCGAAAUUAUCCCUUAGCAAGACUGAGAAGCUUGCGUUGCUCUUACAGACUUUGCAAGACAAACUCAAGUUCGAGGACGAUACUGCGAAACCGUUGAGUUUCUACCAAGUUAACUAUGAUAAUUGGAGAAAAGUGGUUUUUAGUACGAUUUAA